UGCUAACUUCACAUCAUCAUUCAACAAACCCUAACCAUACGAACUCAUGGCUAAGCUAACUGAAAUCUCUAAACCUAAGGCUAACACCUCAUGGGGAUCUGGUCUCCUGUUUUUCACAGUGGCCAUCGUUGCAGUUGCACUAAUUGUCGUCCAACUCGAUACUUACGAGACUGUGGCGUAUCCGCUUACCGAGCUUGGUGAAACCAUGUACGUACCAGCCAGAAAGAACUCUGCCAGUCUUUCUGGCGUGGAAAAGAUCGGGUCCGGUCAACUGAUCGGACCUGAGGACAUCAUCUAUGACCCAAAGUCCGGGGUCGCAUACACCGGUUGUCACGACGGGUGGAUCAAGCGAGUCACGUUAAGUGACUCGCUAACCGAGUCCGUUGUGGAGAAUUGGGUUAACACUGGCGGCCGACCGCUAGGACUGGCGGUUGAUGAAUCCGGAGAUGUUUUUGUGGCGGAUGCUUAUAAGGGUUUAAUUAAGGUAAGUGUAGAUGGUAAAGUAGAGUUAUUAACAGACGAGGCCGAAGGCGUAAAGGUUGGGUUAGCAGAUGGUGUAGUGGUCUCAAAAAGUGGUAUGGUUUACUUCACGGAUGCGACUUAUAAAUAUAACUAUCGGUCCGCAUUGAACGACCUUUUGGAAGGUCGACCUCAUGGUAGAUUAUUGAGCUAUGACCCAUCAACAAAACAAACAAAAGUUAUCGCACGGGACCUCUAUUUUGCUAAUGGUGUUGAACUUUCACCCGAUCAAGACUUUGUGAUCUUCUGUGAGACAUUCAUGAGGAGGUGCUCUAGAUACUACAUAGAAGGGGAAAAGAAGGGAACCAUCGAUAUUUUUGCAAAGAACUUACCUGGUUUACCCGACAAUGUACGAUAUGAUGGCAAUGGGCACUAUUGGAUGGCACUACCAUGGGACAAUUCACUUAUGUUUACAUACACACAGAAAUACCCGUUUGUGCGCAAGAUUUUUGCAUUUACACUAAAGCACCUACGUAAAAUGCCCGAUCUCAUGAAAUUUGGUGGAGUUAUUGUGUUAGAUUUGGAAGGAAAGGUGGUUGGAGGGUAUUAUGAUGAGACAUGGGGAAUGACAUCAUCCGGAGUGAAGAUCGGGGAAAGUUUGUACUUGGGUUCAGUCACAAAACCAUACAUAACACGUUUAAAUCUUACUCAACAUCCUCUUAAUUUGAUUUCUUGAUGUAAAUUGUUUUUGUUAUUCAAUCAUAUAGUGAAGCUAUGAAUACCUUACUUUUUCUUGCUUUUUCUAGAUAACUAGCUGGUUUUUGCCUUGUGUAAUCAUCAACAAAUAUUAGUGUAAUUACAAGACCUUUUUAAAUA
Molecule: messenger RNA, 1335 nt
Organism: Lactuca sativa (garden lettuce)
Lineage: Eukaryota; Viridiplantae; Streptophyta; Magnoliopsida; Asterales; Asteraceae
Product: protein STRICTOSIDINE SYNTHASE-LIKE 5
Cellular component (GO): endomembrane system
Molecular function (GO): hydrolase activity
Source: RefSeq, a predicted model, not a curated record